Populus nigra (black poplar) is the source of this 1635-nucleotide messenger RNA. RefSeq names its product bifunctional nitrilase/nitrile hydratase NIT4A. The record is from RefSeq and is a predicted model, not a curated record. Bases 99 to 1232 code for a protein of 377 amino acids. Lineage: Eukaryota; Viridiplantae; Streptophyta; Magnoliopsida; Malpighiales; Salicaceae. Gene Ontology annotation, molecular function: nitrile hydratase activity; nitrilase activity. Gene Ontology annotation, biological process: detoxification of nitrogen compound. The transcript has 5 exons.
GACAUUAAUAUAUAGAAACUCGACAUUCGCCAUCCCUAACAAGAAGCUUGAUCAAUCUAGAACUCUCUUGUACCUAACAGAAGCAAGAUAGAAGAGUCAUGCAAGCAACUGUACCAGUUUCAUCAUCACUUCAUACAACAACUACAGCAGCAGACCCAACAGCGCUCUCCACACAGACCAACAACAUGGCUCUUGUCCCUGCCCCACCAUCAGAAACCCCACUUUUUGCAGAAGUAGACAUGUGUUCCGACUCUUCAGCAACUACUGUCCGUGCCACUGUUAUCCAAGCCUCCACUGUCUUCUAUGACACUCCUGCCACUCUAGAUAAGGCUGAGAGAUUUCUGGCUGAAGCAGCUGGAUAUGGGUCUCAAUUGGUUGUGUUUCCUGAAGCAUUUAUUGGUGGUUAUCCUAGAGGAUCAAGUUUUGGUGCUACCAUUGGUAGUCGUACAGCUAAAGGUAGAGAGGAUUUCAGAAAGUAUCAUGCUUCAGCCAUUGAUGUUCCUGGUCCAGAAGUUGACCGUUUGGCUGCAAUGGCUGGGAAGUAUAAGGUGUAUUUGGUGAUGGGUGUGAUUGAGAGGGAGGGAUAUACACUCUACUGUACUGUGUUGUUUUUUGAUUCUCAAGGUCAUUACAUGGGGAAGCAUAGGAAAGUUAUGCCGACGGCGGUGGAGCGUAUAGUAUGGGGUUUUGGAGAUGGAUCAACGAUUCCGGUUUUUGGGACUCCGAUUGGGAAAAUUGGUGCCGCUAUCUGUUGGGAAAAUAGAAUGCCACUCCUAAGGACUGCAAUGUAUGGUAAAGGUAUUGAAAUAUAUUGUGCACCAACAGCUGAUUCCAGGGAUACUUGGCAAGCAACGAUGACCCACAUUGCUCUUGAGGGAGGAUGUUUUGUACUAUCUGCCAACCAGUUUUGCCGGAGGAAGGAUUACCCACCUCCCCCAGAGUAUGUCUUUUUGGGCGUGGAAGAAGACCUCACACCCGAUUCUGUUGUCUGUGCUGGAGGCAGUGUCAUUAUAUCACCAUUGGGAACUGUUUUGGCUGGACCCAAUUAUGAUGGGGAGGCACUGAUUUCUGCAGAUCUAGAUCUUGGAGAAAUAGCUAGGGCAAAAUUUGACUUUGAUGUGGUUGGACAUUACUCAAGACCUGAAGUUCUCAGCUUGACUGUGAGGGACCAUCCAACAAAUGCAGUUAUGUUCACAUCAGCAUCCGAAAAAAGUGAAGCCUCUCGUAAAUAGCUAUGCUCUCACUUACAAGCUAAUACUGCUCAACACGAAAAACGGAGCAUCCUCUUCACUAAUAAAUGGAUAGGUGCUGGUUCUGACACCAUGAUCAUCACAAAGGUCGGGUGUAUGUUUCCUGUUGUACAUUCUUCUAUCCACAAAAGCCUCUCGUGGAAAAGUGUGUUACGUUCUUAUGGCUGUUAAAGUGCUGCAGCUUAGAGUCAUAGAUGGUCUAGAUAACUCUUCCUCCCAAGACUUCGAUUUGGACUAGUUUUUUCUGAGGUAUGUAUGCUGAAGCUAAGUUUGCAUAUGUAAAUUCCUUUUUGUUUGAUACCUGGGAGAACUUAUGGGGCUCCUCCAACUAUUUCAACCUUGAGUCUUCAUUCAUCAAUACAGGGGCCUAGCUUGAAAGAGUCAA